AUGCGUUACUGUGAAGAGACAAACGGAGCGUUAGGAAAAGCGAAAGCUGUAGACCAGAGCCACCCUGAGACCAAGCACACGAGUGACCUGUUCCACCCAAGGCCAGAAACGGUGGUGCUGUCGGCUACCGAGAAGCGAGAAAUGCGGAAGUGGGGCCUCGACGUGGACGCCGUGGCUUGGUCGGACGGAUUCGUUCCACCCCCUUGGGUCAAGGCCGUCGGGAGUACUACGAACAAGUGGGCUAACAGGGAAAUGGCGAUAACUGCCGCGAGAGAGGAGCAGGAGUUUGUCGAAAAACUACGGGCGUUGUCACCGUCCGCGAAAACAAAACCGCCCAUCGCACACCACUCCUCCUGCUCAUCAUCCCUCCCAUCCCCAUCGGCGCCGCCUUGGGUCAAACAGCUCCCCCCCGUGCGCGACGGCCGGAGGCAGUUCGCUUCUGGCGAGAUCAUCCCCUUCCUGGAGCAGCACGUGUAUCCUGAGGGGGGAGUGGCGGAGGCCAAGCGGGCACGCCGACGAGAAAAGGAGGCGUUUUUAAAGACCGUUUUUAACUCACGGCAGGCGGCCGGCGUAGGAACGGGGAGCUGGAAGAAGAGCAGCGGGAGAGGAGCCGACUAUUCAGUUGGGUGCCCUUCCGUUGGAGGUGGGGCCGGGGACGCUGCUUCAACUCCCGCCGCGGGUGGUGUUGGGCCGUUAUUGGGUCUACUUGGCGAAGUUUUUCGCGGCAAUGUCGCAGCAGAAAAAAGGGUCGACCCUCCAGCGAUGGCGAGGGUCCAGCAAAAGGUUGUGCCAGGCGGCUAUGCGGGGUUGCUGGCAGAUAACCCCACUCGUAUUCAACAGCAGCAGCAGCAGCAGCAGCAACGGCAACAAGAGCAAGCCGUGGCGGAAACGGGGGCGGGAAGGGAAACGGGCGAGAGCGGGGACCACGAAGAGCGAAGAAUUUCUCAAGGAGGCGGCGGCAGCGAUAUGACAGUUGACACCACCGGUGAAGAAGCGCCACACAGUUCAACGGACAGCCAACAGCAAAGCCAACAGCAGCAGCAGCAGCGGCCGCUGCAAAGAGCAUCAAGAGAAGGUGGAGGGGAUGAGGAAGCGGCGCGGAGCGUGGGGAAAGUCCCGAGAAAAUCGUCAAGAAUGUUGUUGUCGUCGCCGUCCCCGUCUCCGGCGGCGGCGGCAUUACAGAAGAGGGAGCAGAGAGCGGCGACAAUGUCUCCGACCGUGACUUCAUCCGUAAGCGUGCUCGACAUCGGCGCUCUCCAGCCUUCCGAGUAGAUCUCCUUUUCGUGUGUUCCCUUGUUGGGGAAUAUUGGCCAAACCGGGGUUCGCUUUAGAGACGAGUGCCUGGAGAUCACAAUAGUAAAAGCGUGACUCUUUUCACAGACGAAGUCAUUCUCGGGUGCUCUAUGGCUUUUUUUUGCUCCAGCUCUGAACGCGCGCCUUGUGACUUACAACACUAACGGAUUUCUAGCCCCGGUACUGUAGGACUCUCAACAGUGGGAAAUAGAUGGUAUGUGAAAUGCUCGCUCCUUCUGUGGACGGAGAGAUAAAUGAAAAUUGCGCGUUUUCCCUGGAGAGGACGGGUCUCCCAUGGCACCAAGCCUUUUCGGGUUGGGCACUCGCGCUUCAAUGCCUUCGGAUUCGACAACUCAACUCGACAGGGAGCCUUCUGUUCUUGUAGGUAUUCCGGGCACAAUAGUCGUCUAUGCAUGCAAUUGAAGGACUAUUGGCAUGCAUCGUAUUCAUCCUGCCAACCACAUGCUUUUGUAGGUUGAGGAAUCGGUGUCGGCCGAAAGGAGUUGGAAGCACAGCAGUUGACACAGAGGUGCGAGUUUGUGACGAUCUUUUUCUGUGAUUGCCAAGACUGCGGCGUGAUGUUUCCAUGAUGGCAAGUAUUAACGUGAGAUCGCACCAACGGCGUCCGUAGGUGUUGCCGGCGCUUU
Messenger RNA from Ectocarpus sp. CCAP 1310/34, 1940 nucleotides. The record is from the annotation of a GenBank genome assembly. NCBI's taxonomy places the organism in Eukaryota, Phaeophyceae, Ectocarpales, Ectocarpaceae.